AACCGUAGUCUCUCCCUGGGCUUAAAAACGGUACCCACCGUGAAGUCUCUCCCUGCUAAAAAUCUCCGGCGCUCGUUUCCCGUCACAUCGCGCAUCGUCAUCAUCAGAGCGCGCGAACCAAAUUCUCAGGCGAGCAGAGGCCGCCGGCCGAAACCGUAGGGCUCGGGCUGCUCCUUGGCCUCGUGUGAAGGAUCGAGAAAAAGAGAAGAUGAAGGGGCUCUUCAAGUCCAAGCCUCGGACGCCGGCGGAGAUCGUGAGGCAGACGAGGGAUCUGCUGAUCUACUUCGAUCGCCCGCCGGCGGCGGCCUCGUCGGCGUCGAGUUCGAGGGAGAGCAAGCGAGAAGAGAAGAUGGCAGAAUUAUGUAAACUCAUCCGUGAACUGAAGGACAUUCUUUAUGGGAAAGGCGAGUUAGAACCGGUUGCCGAAGCCUGCACGCAGUUGACUCAGGAGUUCUUUAAAGAAAAUACUUUCCGUCUGCUAAUUUUAUGCAUACCUAAAUUGAGCUUGGAGGCUUGUAAAGAUGCUACUCAAAUUGUUGCAAACUUGCAAAGGCAACAAGUUCAUUCACGGCUUAUUGCAUCUGAUUACUUGGAAAAGAAUAAAGAUCUUAUGGACAUUUUGAUAUGCGGGUACGAAGACAUGGAUAUUGCAUUGCAUUAUGGCUUUAUGUUGAGGGAGUGCAUUCGGCAUCAAAGUAUAGCAAAGUAUGUUUUAGAGUCUGAGAACAUGAAAAAGUUUUUCGAUUACAUACAGAUUCCAAACUUUGACAUAGCAUCGGAUGCUUCUUCAACUUUUAAGGAGCUUUUGACGAGACAUAAAUCUACUGUUGCUGAAUUUCUUUCUAAAAACUAUGAUUGGUUCUUUCCAGAAUUUAAUUCAAAGCUGCUGUCAUCUCCCAAUUACAUCACAAGAAGGCAAGCAAUCAAGCUUUUGGGGGAUAUACUACUAGAGCGAUCAAAUUCAGCAGUGAUGAUGCGCUAUGUUAGCGCAAAGGAUAACUUGAUGAUCCUAAUGAACCUUCUCAGGGAGUCCAGUAAGAACAUCCAAAUCGAGGCAUUUCAUGUAUUCAAGUUAUUUGCUGCAAAUCAAAACAAACCCCCUGAGAUCGUAACGAUAUUAGUUGCAAACAAGAACAAGCUCCUUCGCCUGUUUAAUGAUUUCAGGUUGGACAAAGAGGACGAACAGUUUGAAGCAGACAAAUCUCAAGUUGUCAAUGAGAUAGCCACGCUGUAAGCUGGCAGAACCCUUGAAAGAUCUCGGCAAAACGUGUAAAUUAUUUUCUGUCGAAGAUUAAAUUUCUCAUGUGCCCUUGGGCAUGAUACUUGUACAAUGUCGCACUUUCAUAAAGCAGAUAAUGUUAUUGAAGCUUCCAAUCUAAUGGAACUUUCCUCAUUUUGUAAUUUUUUCUUCCAUCAUUGCAAGCGUUGACAUGAAAAUGAUCCUAUUGGCAAGGAGCAUUUUGCGUGCGGCUCAUAAUUGGCUAGGGAAUAUGAUCCUUCUGAGAUA
Asparagus officinalis (garden asparagus) is the source of this 1507-nucleotide messenger RNA. Its product is annotated as putative MO25-like protein At5g47540. The record is from RefSeq and is a predicted model, not a curated record. Gene Ontology annotation, molecular function: protein serine/threonine kinase activator activity. NCBI's taxonomy places the organism in Eukaryota, Viridiplantae, Streptophyta, Magnoliopsida, Asparagales, Asparagaceae. The transcript is spliced from 11 exons. Gene Ontology annotation, biological process: intracellular signal transduction. The coding region runs from base 209 to 1234 and encodes 341 amino acids.